AUGGAGAACCAGAACAGUCUGCAAGCUGUGAAAGUGGAAGUUCCUGGUAGACACGACAGGGCUGUGGAUCCUGAUAGGCCGAAAACGAAAAAAAAGAGUUCUAAACCAAGAAGUAGUGAAUUUGUGUACGUGAAUAAUGCUUAUGUUGGCAGUUUAAGCAGUGUGAACGAUGUGCGAACACAGGCGCCGCCUACCAGUGUGGUACGUGAGCAGUACUGGGCCUGUUCAAAAUGGCCGCACGCACAACGCAUCUUGGCUGUGGCAGUUGGACUCCUUCUUGGAGCGGUGAUAGGCCUCGCCGUAACUUUAGUUAUCAAUGCAAUAAGCCCUGACGCUAAUCUAUCAAACCUCUUCGACACCUCGGCCCCUGAUUAA
Molecule: messenger RNA, 375 nt
Organism: Arctia plantaginis
Lineage: Eukaryota; Metazoa; Arthropoda; Insecta; Lepidoptera; Erebidae
Source: the annotation of a GenBank genome assembly